Lineus longissimus is the source of this 5243-nucleotide messenger RNA. Its product is annotated as G-protein coupled receptor GRL101-like. The record is from RefSeq and is a predicted model, not a curated record. Gene Ontology annotation, cellular component: plasma membrane. Gene Ontology annotation, molecular function: protein binding; G protein-coupled peptide receptor activity. NCBI's taxonomy places the organism in Eukaryota, Metazoa, Nemertea, Pilidiophora, Heteronemertea, Lineidae. Bases 342 to 4829 code for a protein of 1495 amino acids. The transcript has 21 exons. Gene Ontology annotation, biological process: adenylate cyclase-activating G protein-coupled receptor signaling pathway; activation of adenylate cyclase activity; hormone-mediated signaling pathway.
UCACGGCAAGAUACAUCAGGAUCAUUAUUUUAGAAUACAAUGGCAGCCCCUGCCUCAGAUUCGAUGUUCUUGGGUGCUUACCCGAACUAGAAACUGACAUCGCGACCAACAUCACCAAUGAGACCUUUUUCAACACGAAGAACUUUCCAAAAUACUACGGACAAGCUCGCCAUUUCCAAUGGACAAUCAUCGCUAAGCCGGACACUUUUGCUCAAGUACACUUCUUGCAGGCUUCCACUGCGAAGAGGGAAGAGGAAUGGAAGGAAGGCGGACAAGUUAUCCAAACUGGCUUGUGUCAGGAUCAACUCAACCUAACGUAUGGUGGUAACCCCACGGAUAUCAUGCUCGUCAAAGAUGGGGAACGGAUCUUUCUCUCCAACGGAACGACAAUUUAUAUUAACCUGACCACGUGUCACAGGUAUAGGACACCUAUUAACGAUGGACCGCUCUCUCAUUUCGGAUUCAACGCUUCAGUGUACCUUUCUGAGUGUCCCGGCUGCUCUGUCCAAAGUGAAUGCCAGGGGACCACCGUAUGCGAUACCUCCUGCGGCCACAUCCUCUCGCUCAACUUCCCCUCGCCCUACCCAAAGAACUCCAAGUGUACCUGGGAAAUCACGGUCCAGGUCGGGCGAUAUGUGGCGCUGGAGUUUGUUGUGUUCGACGUUUUUGAGGAGACUUCAACAGUAUGUCACGUGGACUAUCUGGAAAUGUUUGAUUUCGACCACACAGGUGAUAAGCGAAUGUCCAUCGGCCGUUUUUGUAACUCCCACAUACCGCCAAAGCUGACCUUGUCCAGUUGGAACAAACUGGGGCUGGAACUGAUGACGAAUUUCAAAGACGAACGGCCAGGAUUCCACGCCAAGUACAAAUCGUUGACUUACGCUUUCUCUACCGAGAAAAACACGACAGUGAAUAACUGCCAAUUGAACUGGUUUAAUUACGGGCCCAGUUGUUACUUCAUAAACCAAACUGAGGGCGCUUACGUGACAUGGUUGAAGGCACGUGAUCUGUGCAUCAUUUCCGGUGGCUAUCUUGUUUCGAUCAACGAUCAGAAAGAAAUGGAGUUUAUCCAUUACACGUUGACCACUCUGACAAAGCAGCUGGAUAACCGCUUCUAUAUUGGCCUAAGCGACCGGGAAAGAGAGGGGAGCUGGACGUGGGAGGAUGGGAGUCCAGUCACCUUCAGUGCCUGGUCAGUAAGCGGAGAAUUUGCCCAGCCUGAUGGGAGCCAGACGGAAGACUGUACAAUGAUAUUAUUGAACAAUAUCUAUUCCUUCAACCAAUGGCAUGACAUUCCCUGCUCGUACAACAAGGUCAACCAAUACAUUUGCGAGAAACCGGCAUAUGGUACUAAGGCAAAGAAUGCCACCUCGGUCGUUGAUGAACGCCAGGCAUAUUUCAAACCUGGCUGUCCCUAUCCAUGGUUCAGGUGUUCCCGAGGCGAGUGUAUCAGCAGUGAUCAUGUUUGCGACGGCAAGAAAGAUUGCUUUGACGGGAGCGAUGAGGAAGCUUGUGUGCCGCCAUGUCCAGAGACGUCCUUCCACUGCGCAAACGGGAGGUGUAUCUCUUUGACACUCUUCUGUGACUUCGAAGACCACUGUGGCGACCGAUCUGAUGAGAUUCACUGUGUACCUCGGAAAUGCCAGGCGGAGGAAUACAUGUGCAGCAAUGGCGAAUGUAUACCGUCACGAAAUCGUUGUGAUUUGGUUAGAGACUGUGUUGAUGGCACAGAUGAAGAGAAUUGCCAGACGUGUCAAAAAGAUGUAGCUUACCAAUGCUACGAUGGAACAUGUAUCCCCAAGUCCACGCGCUGUGACAGCCGCAUAGACUGCCCAGGAAGUUUCAAUGAGGACGAGUCCCUGGGAUGUGCCACAGAAACGCGUCAGACGUGCGCUGAUUGGCUCAGAGACGGUCAUGUGACUAACGGAAGUCGCGUGAUCAACCCUGGAUCAUUAGGGGCAUUCGAAGUUGAGUGUCAGAUACACAGCGAUCAUGGCCAUGUUGUUACUGUUGUCCAUCACAACACUGCCGUCCGUACAUCUGUACAUGGGUACGAGGAGUAUCUAUCUUACAUCAGGAACGUGACGUAUUAUGACGUCACCAUGCAACAGAUAACGGCACUAAAGUCCCUCUCAACUCACUGUGACCAAUUCAUGAAGUUGGAAUGUUUCGCCUCCUCCGCUGUUAAGAACCUGAAUGGAUGGUAUGACAUAAAAGGGGAACUGAACUUGUACAACGCCGGCAACAAAAUGUAUCCGAAGUGCAAAUGUUGGCUGGAUAAAGCUUGUGAAGAUGACAGAGAAUUAUGCUGGUGUAUGAAUAAGCUAGAUGGUUUUGAAUGGUAUGCUGACGAAGGCUACUUGACCAACACAGAUCGUCUUCCUAUCACGGCCUUCACUCUGCAGGAUACGGGCGACCAGAAUGAGUAUGUCUACCAUACCGUAGGCCCACUCAGGUGUUAUCAAGCGUUAGAACCCUCAGUGCAGAAGUUCAAGUGCAAGAAUGGGCAGCCAAUUAGUCAGAAAGAGCGAUGCAAGGCCCACAAUGACCAGCAUGGGAACGACAUUGGCUGUAGAGACAGGAGUCAUCUCGAGAACUGCGGUGAUGCUGUGUGCCAAGAAGGCUACAUUAAGUGCCCAGGGAGCUACUGCAUACCAGUUGGUUCUUUAUGUGACGGGACAUGGGACUGCCCGAUGGGGGAGGAUGAAAUUAGUUGUCAGAGUGAUCAGCAGGCUAAAUGUCCCGGGAUGUACAAGUGCAAGUCAAAAUGGAACUGUGUACAGUGGGAACGAGUUUGCAACGGGGAACGAGACUGUCCAGAAGGCGAUGACGAACGUCACUGCUACCUGUCAUGCCCUGAUAAAUGCAGCUGUAACUUGUUGACGUACAGAUGCAAAUCAGUUGGACUGACGUCACUUCCUGCCAACAUCUCAGCCAACGCACGGAAGUUGGAUCUCAGUAGGAAUGCCAUAAAAUUGGACAGUGGGGUAAUUUUUGAGUUUUGGUGGUUGGGAGAAUUAAUUCUCAGCGAGAACGCACUGACACAUUUACUGCCCAAUCUGUUCGUUAACUUAAAGAAUCUUUAUCUUUUGGAUCUUUCUCACAAUAAUUUGAAGUCGCUCAAGCCUGGAACCUUUGCUGGGCUGGGUAACUUGGUACGUCUCGUACUCUCAGGGAAUCAUCAGCUCGGGACUAUGUACCCAGAUACUUUUACAGGACUUGACAGACUUCCCGUGCUUGAUCUCUCAGAGUUUAAACUCCUCGCUUUAGAGAAUCAUUUCUUUCGGGGCCUUCAUAGCUUGGAAAAUCUGACACUCUCAAAUAACAACAUCGCCCGUAUUGAAGCGAAUGCAUUUGCUGGUUUGGGGAACCUGACACGGCUCAAUAUGUCCGGGAACACAAUAGAAACUUUCUCGAUCACAAUCUUUGACAAUUUGAACCUGGAUUUCCUCCAGACGGAUGACUUCAGUUUCUGCUGCCUCGUCCAUGACAGGCUAUCUGAAGAACACUGCUUGCCUCCAAGGGAUGAGAUAUCCUCCUGCGAGGACCUCAUGCGCGACGACCUUCUCCGGGCGACACUCUGGGUGUUGGGUUGCUGCGCAUUCUUCGGUAAUGGGUUCGUCUUCAUCUGGCGCUUCUUCAACAAGGAAGGGAACGCAAUACACGGGCUAUUCGUUCAGCAUCUUGCCCUUUCGGACUUCCUGAUGGGGUUGUAUCUGCUGGCGCUUGGCGCAGCUGACAUCCACUUCAGAGGGCGCUACAUCGAGCACGCCAACUCGUGGAGGAGGAGUUGGAUGUGUAAUGCCCUUGGGGCAAUCGCGACGAUAGCAAGUGAGACCUCAGUGUUUAUGCUUUGCUCAAUCACGACUGAUAGGUUAGUCAGUAUUGCUUUUCCUUUUGGAGGCAAACGGCUCAACAAGAAGCGUGCUUACAUAGUCCUUUGCGUUGUCUGGACAUCUGCCGUCCUUAUUGCUUGCGUACCACUCUUGCCGAUUGGGUAUUUCCGGGGACAAUUUUACUCUCGAGCGGGCGUCUGCGUCUCCUUGCACAUUACACGGGAGACUCCACCCGGAUGGGAAUACUCCGUCGCCAUCUUUCACGGCUUGAACUUCGCCGCUUUCCUCUACAUUGCCUUUGCCUAUGGUAGUAUGUUCAUUGUGAUCAGAGAGACGGGGUCUGCUGCAGGGGCCAAAGAGAAACAAGCGGAGAUAGCUGCGGCCAAGAAAAUGAUUCUGGUCGUACUCACGGACUUCCUGUGCUGGGUUCCCAUCAAUAUCAUGGGUUUUAUCGCCCUAGCUGGAGGAAACAUCCCCGGGGAAGUAUACGCAUGGACAGUUGUCCUCCUCUUACCUAUUAACUCUGCCAUCAAUCCUAUUUUGUACACCAUAUCGUCAAUGAAUGUGAAAAAGCGUCGGAAAACGUUGCAGCGCGCCAGAACAGCUCUUGUAAAAGAGACCACUUUAAACUCGGCGGCGGAGUUCAAUCAAAAGCUUAAUAACGUGUCAGGUGUCAUGGUAGAGUGUUGUAACUCAGGGGAUCAGGUUACACUGGGAAGGCUCCUCAACAGCAGCAUGCUGUCCAUGAGGAACAUCCUCCACGCACUGAGGGAGGUCACCAGGACAUUGGUGAAACUCCACGAGAUGUCGCUUUGUUUGGGGGCGCUGGACAUGGAUGAUGUAUUGGUGCGGUUGUCGGGAACUGACUCGCCUCCGAACGUAUGGAUCGUAGCCAAACCCCGCCCUGCUCAAAAUGAGUUCCAGUUCGCCACUGAUGUUGAUGAACUGCGGAAGGUUAUCGUAAAGAUUCUUCGGAUACGGGCAAGUGCCUGAAGACACGGACUUGUCAAUUGUCUUUGCUGAAAAGCUUCGUCGAAUUUUAAUACCUGUACAUCGAAAUGAAUUGGUACAUGUAGUGUCAAUCACGGACUUUAUACACUAUGUAUACAAGUCCGUGCACUAAUUAAGUAGGAUUCGAUGAACACUGUUAUACAACGAGAAAGCUGUUAUUCGUAGAUGAUAGCUUAACUUUCGUUUAAGGCGAUCAUGCCUGCCGCUAAAUUCUUAGUGCCUGAAAUCGUAUGAAAAUCGUUGCCUUACACUUGAAAGCAGUGUCAGCAAUAAAGCUCGACGCCGAUAUUUAGCCGUCCUUGCCUCUUAGUUAUUUUUUGGCCGGGAUGGACAAACAUCACAUGCAAGCGUGCAAUGUGUUUGGCCGCUGUGGCGUCUUACAAUGUCGUUGCUUUU